Hippocampus zosterae (dwarf seahorse) is the source of this 8950-nucleotide messenger RNA. Its product is annotated as piezo-type mechanosensitive ion channel component 2. The transcript has 52 exons. The coding region runs from base 1 to 7824 and encodes 2607 amino acids. The record is from RefSeq and is a predicted model, not a curated record. Lineage: Eukaryota; Metazoa; Chordata; Actinopteri; Syngnathiformes; Syngnathidae.
AUGGCCGGGGACUUGGUGGUCGGGAUGCUGUACAACUUAUUGCUGCCACUCACCCUGCUAGCUGGAAACACGGGACAAUUCCUGCGGAGGAUCAUCUAUACUAGUUUGAUGUUCCUCAUGCUACAAUGCUUCAUGCAGAUCCCAUUCGCCUACAUCACCCCACAGGUUAGUGGCUACUGGGAGAACUUCCUCUACCAUGUGGGCAUUGUGAGAUUCAGUUCGGUCGAUCCAGGGAACAUUGUCCGCCUCCUGGCACCCGAUGUGGGGCUUCUAGUCUCCACUCUCUCAAUACAAAGACUCUGCAAAAAGCUACUACGAGCUGCACCUCAGGUCAACCUCCAUGAAAAUGGGAUCCCUCCCUCUGACUCUGAGGACCUGGAGACCUCUGACACGGAGUCCGAAGGAGCGAGUGAAUCCUCUGACAGCUCAGAUGAGAGCACGGUGCCGGUUGAAUCCGUUCCACCUCAGUUUGUUCAGAAGCUGCUGAUGUUUGCGGCCGGCUUUAGACUACUGUUAUCAGCCAUCAUGAACACAGCAGGGAAAGUGGUUGUCACUUUGCUAUUGGGACUAGCAGGUAUCAUUCUUCCGUCCCUCACCUCUGGUGUAUAUUUUGGGACAUUCCUCGGACUGGUGUGGUGGUGGGUGAUUGGCAGAUCAAUGAGUCUGCUUCUAUUCAGCGCCCUCUGUGUGAUGAUGACCAUCUUCAGUGGAGGGCACCUUCUAGCGCUCUACGUCUACCAGCUGCCCCUGUCCCAGCAGAUGGUGCCACCUGAUGAUAUAUAUGCAAGGUUGUUCGGAAUGACAGGAGUGAUUCGAACCAACAGUUCUGACCCACACAUGCUCGGUUUGCAGCCCAAUGUUACCUGGCCUGACUUCAUCAACCCUUUUGUCCUGCUGCUGCUGUAUUACACUCUGGUUACGCUGCUGCACAAAUGGGUCCAUAUCACAGAGGAGACAGAGAGCCAAAGUGAAAUGGAAAGGACGGACCAGUCCUUGGCAAGUCUUACCGAAAUGACUCCUCCCGACUCAGGGCCAAGUGGUUUGGUCAUCUUUGGUAGACUGAUCCAAAAACACAGCUAUGUCAGCGGCCUCAUCAUCAUGAUGGUGUGGAGUAUCACCUACAACAACUGGCUGACCUUUGCCCUGCUGGUAUGGUCCUGCAUCAUCUGGAUGAUGCGAGACCGACGGCGAUACGCCAUGAUGUCGGCCCCUUUCCUGGCUGUAUACAGCACCGUCCUCGUGGUUUUGGGCUUUGUCAGCGGGUUGCGCCUGAGCCGGGCUGAGCUGUACCCGGGUCUGCCCCCGGCUGUCAUCGUGGAUUUUGACCUGAAUAGUUAUCACCCUGCACCCUGCAUCCACUUGGGACCUAAGGUUUUCUACAGCUUCAGCUUCUGGUUGAUGUUUCGUCAGCAGCUGCAGGAAAGACAAGAGGAGCAGAGGCUGAAGGCCAGCUCACUUGAUGAAGUCAAAGUUAUUCAACCAGAAGAAAACCAGCCGUCACCAAUUGUGGCUAUGCUCAUCUCAGGAGUGAAAGGGGUCCUGGUUAAAUACUGGAUCCUUUUCUGUUGCUCCAUGUUCUUUGUGGUCAGCUUCUCUGGAACGGUGGUUGUCUACAAGAUUCUUUACAUUGUUCUCUUCCUCUCCUUCGUCGUCCUGUACCAGGUUCGUUUUGACUUGUGGCGUCGCUACCUGAAGAUGUUCUGGGCGGUGGUGGUCGGCUACUCUAUACUGGUGUUAAUCGUCAUCUACAUGUACCAAUUCCGAAGCGUGUCCGCACUUUUCCGACAGAUCAUGGGCAUGUCCGAGGAUGGUCUUCGAGAUCUGGGUUUGGAACGCUUUGACACCGUGGAGCUUUUUGCCCGUAUCCUACUUCCCGCCGCCUUCCUAUUGGCUUGUAUUCUCCAGCUGCAUUACUUCAACUCCGACUUCCUGAUCCUCAGUGAUAUCGACAAUGUCCCCGUCAGACAAGUGCCUAGAGAAGACGAACUCAGAAAUUCAGUCUUCAUGAUUUCUGACCUUAUUAAACAAGACAUUGAAAAGCUCCGGGAAAGACUUCUGAAGGAGAACAUAAGCAGUGGGAAAAGCCAAGAGACUUUGGAUAUCAUUGAACUCCAGAUGAGCUCAGAAGCAGGUGGUGAGGAGGGACAGAAAGAAAUGAAGGAAGAAGACACUAUGGCCAGCAGUUGCGAGGACAAGUGGGUUGUGAUUGUGAACCGGGCGAGCCUUCUGCUCAUUCAGGCUGUCUUAGGCCUGCAGAAACUUCAAGAGCUGAGUUGGAGACUAAUGGAGCUCCAUGGCUUCAAAGUAGUGUCUUCUGGCAUCAUCUGGGUGUCCUUGAAAGAGGUUUCUCUCAUGAACUUUCUCUUCCUGGUUCUAUGGGUCUUUGCGAUCCCGUUUCAACGGUUACGGCCCACGGCAUCCAGCGUGUCCGCCGUGUGGGCCUGCGUCAUGGUGGUGUGCAAGAUGUUUUACCAGCUGAAGGUCAUCAAACCCCUCGAUUACUCCUCCAACUGCACAGCAAACCUGGUCUCAUCCAACUCCUCGACCCUGGAAGUUGGCAUGGAAAUGACGGGGAACAUGAUGGAACUGCUGAAGAGAUCCGUCCUCUAUAUGGAGCCCGUGGAUCCCAUCUACUGGUGUGGCGCCCUGCUCAAGUGUGAAGGAAGAAUUCUUCCCUGCCUCAGGAAUCAUCUGAUGGUGUUGGGUCUGCUGGCGUUUGAAGCGACUGUCCACCGACACCAGGUCUAUUUCCGUCUCCAUAACAACCUGAAGCCGCCACCCUUCAGCAUCCUCUUCCACGGGAUCACCAGGCAGCACCUGGACCAUGGCAUCCGGCCCUGCAUUAAAUACUUUGUCAAUUUCUUCUUCUACAAAUUUGGGCUAGAGAUGAGUUUGAUUGUGGCGGUGAAUGUGAUUGGUCAGAGGAUGGAUUUCUACGCCUUGCUUCACUCUGGCGCUUUGAUGGCUGUUGUGUCGCGGCGACGCAGGAAGGCGAUCGGGGAGGUGUGGCCUAAAUACUGCUGCUUCACAGCCGGCCUCAUAGUGCUGCAGUACUUAAUCUGCAUCGGAAUCCCUCCUGCUCUGUGUGUUGAUUACCCCUGGAGGACUGCAGUUCAACCUUUGACCUCAAAUGUCAUCAAAUGGUUUUAUAUGCCAGAUUUUGCCAUGAGUCCUAAUCCCUUAUUCAUAUUCUACGACCAUCUGUUGCUGCUGUGCUCCUCCUUGCAGUGGCAGGUGUUUGAGGAGGAGAAUCGGGCAGCGGUGCGACUGCUGGCUGGCGAUAACGUGGAGAUCAGCCGCAGUCUUGACCCCAGCUGCUGCAACCAGUUCAUACCUGUGGACAACUUCCUUCACUGCAGGUCUUACCUUGACAUGGUGAAGGUGUUCGUAUUCAGCUACUUCUUUUGGCUGGUGCUGUGCCUCAUCUUCAUCACGGGCACCACUCGCAUCAACAUCUUUUGUAUGGGCUACCUGGUGGCCUGCUUCUACUUCAUGUUGUUUGGAAGCAGUGUGCUGAUGCAGCCUGUCAAAUACAUCCUGCGCUUGUGGGACUGGCUCAUUGGCUACACAUGCUUUGUGAUCGCCAUGAAGAACCUCCUUUCUCUCGGCUCCUGUGCCUACUUGGGCCGCCUGUUGAAAAAUGGCUGCUGGUUAAUUCAGGCCUUCAGCAUGUUCUGCACCAUAAAAGGCUACAAUGUCCCCGAGCCGGAUGACGAGUGUGAGUUACCCGAAGGCGAGGCCGGCAUCGUGUGGGAUGCAAUCUGUUUCACCGUCCUAUUAGCACAGAGGAGGGUCUUCCUCAGCUACUACUUCCUCUAUGUGGUGGCAGACCUCAAGUCUGCCAAGAUAUUGGCCUCCAGGGGUGCUGAGUUGUUUGAGGCCAAGGUGAAAAAGCAAGUUGCAGCCCGGUUGGAGAUGGAGAAGAAAUCUGUGGAGACACUGAAGAAACAGAUGGAGAAGAUCAAAUCCAAACAGAGGAGUCGCCCAACGCCAGCAGACAAAGAGGGGCUUCCGCUUGAUCAGAGGCCUGAGACACUGGAUAGAGAUGGACAGACUGAUCAAUGUCUUCCAGAUGAAGAGGAAAAGGCAAAGAGGGAUGCAGGAAAAUGGUGGAAGCCUUGGGUCUCACGGCCUGGAGUGGAAAACAACUGUGGCUACCAUCUGUUUGAGAGUGACAGUGAAGAGGAGGAAGAGGAGGAUCCAGAGAAGAAAGAGGAGGAACCCCCAAAGAAGAAAUCUGCUUUUCAGCUGGCUUACAAUGCCUGGGUCACCAGCUCUAAAACAGCUUUGAAGGACCUGAGCAGAGAGAAGAGGCGAAUGAAGAAAGAGCAGAAGAAGAGAGAAAAGAGAGAGCUUCAGACACAGCAGAGUGUUGAUCGAACCGACUCAAGUGAAGAUGAACUUGAGGAAAGCACAGGAAGAGAGGAAGGCGAAGAAGAUAAAGAAAACAUUUUACAGCGCCUCAUUAGCACUUUGAAAUUCGGCUUUGCGUUCCUGCAGUCGCUUCUCGAUGACCUCACUCAGGGUCUCAACUCCUUCUGCAAAGAUAACCUGGACAUUUCCAAAGUGUUGCUCUUUGAGAGAGCAUUACUUAGCCAGCAGCAGAAGAAGGGCAAAGAGGUGAGCCAGCAGAGCGUGAAGCGGUAUUACGAGAGCUGGUUAUCCCGUCAGAACACAUCAUCCUCCCAUGGAGACCCAGAAGACACUUUGCCUCCUCCCUCACCGCCAGCUGCUCCGCCCACCUCCCGCCACGCCUACGUCAAACUCAAGAGCCAGGCCUCCAAGAUGUCCUGGGCUAGCAGCAUCUCAAGCUGUAUGACAGAGGAAACCAUGCUGGGCUCCCGGCAGCCAACCCAGGAGGAGCUCGAUGAACCUCCAGUGGCGGCGGCUGCCACCCAUCUCAGAAAGAGACUCCUGAAAUCUGCCAAUGUUGACUGGAGCUCUUAUGAUGCUGAUGACGUCUCACCGAGCAGCCUUGAGGCAAACCCCGUUCAAGAAAAAUUGUGUGUAGAAGAAGAUGAAAAUGAAAAAUGGCAUGAACAAGAGGAGUCUGAUGAAAUGAAGCAACAAGAUGAGGGUGUGGAGUGGGCGGAGUUAGAUGAUAAAUUCCAGCAAAUUCAGGAAGAUGAUGACCCAGAGUACCCAGAAUGCGCUUCCCUUUCCUCCAAGGAGGAAAUCACAGAAAUAAGUAUGGAUGGCUCUGAUUUUCCAAGACCAUUAAGUCAGGAAAGUAGGAACCUCACUGCCAGCGAGUUGCUGCUCAACAAAAUUUUUGAGAAUGAUGAGAUCUCAGAGUCGGACAAGUUUUUCCUGACACUUCCAAGGCCACUGAAGCUCAUCUUUGCCCUCUACAACACCAUGGUGUCUAAAUCAGAGAUGUUGUGCUACUUUGUCAUCAUCCUCAAUCACAUUGUGUCGGCGUCGCUGCUCUCCCUCAUCCUGCCCAUCCUCAUCUUCAUGUGGGCCAUGCUGUCUGUGCCAAGGCCAACCAAACGCUUUUGGAUGACUGCAAUCAUCUACACUGAGCUCAAUGUGGUGGUGAAGUACUUCUUCCAGUUCGGUUUCUUCCCCUGGACCACCUCAGCUUACCGAGGCAUCAAUGCUGAACGCCCCUUUGCCCUGCCCAACAUCAUCGGGGUGGAGAAGAAGGAUGGCUACGUCCUCUUUGACCUCAUUCAACUGCUUGCUCUAUUCUUCCAUCGCUCCAUUCUCAAGUGUCACGGGCUGUGGGACAACAAGGAAGUGGAGAUGCCCGAUUUCUUCAAGAAGCUUAAGAAGAAGGUGGACAAGAAGAAAAUUACAGGAGGAGAAAAGGAGAAACAAACACGCCGACUCAAGUUCCUCCCUCUCCAGUCAUCCACCACCUCCAUCUUACAGAAGCUGAAGAGAGCAAACUCUGCAGAUGUCAAGCCCAAGAGGGAGAACAGCAAGAAGAGACGAGGUCGGCAAAAACAACCUCUGACGAAGAGACAAAGGACCAGGCAGCUGAUCAGAGAGAGGAUGCUGCAGGUUAAAACCACCAUCAUUGAAGUGGCCCUUCACAUCUACUUACCCAUAAGGCAGUUUUUCUACGACAUCAUCCACCCAGAUUAUAGUCCCGUGUGUGACGUCUACGCCCUCAUGUUUCUCAUUGAUGUCGUUAACUUCAUCGUGACCAUAUAUGGAUACUGGGCCUUUGGGAAAUACUCCGCGGCGACUGACAUCACAGAGUCCCUGUCUGAGGACCAAGUUCCCGAAGCCUUCCUGGUCAUGUUGCUCAUCCAGUUCGGUACAAUGAUAGUGGACCGGGCCCUCUACCUGAAGAAGUCUCUGCUGGGAAAGUGCGUUUUCCAAGUGGUGUUGGUGUUUGGCAUACACUUCUGGAUGUUCUUUAUCCUACCCGGGGUCACUGAGAGGAGAUUCAACCGUAACCCUGUGGCCCAGCUGUGGUACUUUGUCAAGUGUAUUUACUUUGGCCUAUCGGCGUAUCAGAUCAAGUGUGGCUACCCAAAUCGCAUCCUGGGAAACUUCCUCACCAAGAACUUCAACUACCUCAAUCUCUUCCUCUUUCAAGGGUUUCGCUUGGUCCCCUUCCUGACGGAGUUAAGGGCCGUGAUGGACUGGGUCUGGACCGAUACCACUCUGUCCUUGUCCAGCUGGAUCUGUGUGGAAGACAUCUAUGCCAAUAUAUUCAUCCUCAAAUGCUGGAGGGAGUCUGACAAAAAAUUCCCCCACCCACCAGGACAGAAGAAGAAGAAAGUGGUGAAAUAUGGCAUGGGAGGAUUCCUCAUCUUUGCUCUCAUCAGCAUCAUCUGGUUCCCACUGCUCUUCAUGUCUCUCAUCCAAUCAGCAGCCGGUGUCACAAAUCAGCCUGUUGAUGUCUCCAUACAGCUCAGUAUUGCCGGAUAUGAGCCUCUCUUCACCAUGAGUGCCCAGGAGCAGAACUUGGUUUCAUAUUCAGAAGCAGGAUUCAACCGACUCACCAAAAUCUAUGCAACCUACCCAUCUGCUAUGCAGUUCAUAAUGAACUAUGAGGCGGAAGACAUUAUUGUUGCAAAGAUCAAGAGUGAUGCCAGUCUGCUUUGGAGCAUCAGCCCUGCCAGUCGUGAGGCCAUGAUUGAAGAACUCAGCAACUCCCCUCAUUUACACAUGACGCUGCGCUGGACACUGCUCAGAAAUGCCUCCAUAUCAAUGAAUGCCGAGACGGUGGGGGAACACACGGUGAAGUUUGAGGACAAGGCCUUGAAGGAAGGAAUAGUCCACAUGCUCAAAGGCAACAGCAGCAAACAUGUGAUCAUUAACUCUCUGCUGCCCAAGUUCCUCAGAGGUCCCAAAGGACCAGAGUCCAAAAUGGCCACCAGGAUGAAUGUAGGCCAGACCGACCGUCCAGAACUCCUGUCUUUCUUCAAACCCCUGGCUAUCAAACUGCAAAAGGUCAACCAGACUUCGCAGCGGGAAGCAGACCAGUGGUGGGUAGUACAGGAGUGUACUCCAACACUCGUCUCAUCUGACCACAAGUGUGACAGCAUUGAAAUCGUGGUGUUUAGUGACAAAGUCAGUCCAUCCAGUCUGGGCUUUUUAGCUGGACACGGCAUUGUGGGCCUCUACAUGUCAGUGGUGUUGGUGAUCGGCAAGUUCGUCAGGGAAUUCUUCAACGGCAUCUCGCGCUCCAUCAUGUUCGAGGAGCUGCCAUGCGUGGACCGUGUCCUCAAGCUGUGCACGGACAUCUUUGUGGUGCGCGAGACCGGAGAGAUGGAGUUGGAAGAGACUCUCUUUGAGAAGCUCAUCUUCCUUUACAGAUCCCCUGAGACCAUGAUCAAGAUGACCAGAGAUAGGGAGAACUAGAGUGGGGAACUUUCUGCUCUUCAAUGGACACACUUUCACCCGUUGCGGAAAACUGACAACUGUUCUGCACUCAAAUAGAAAAAUAGUGGAUAUUUCUGUGUGUCGACUGUGGAUAACAAUGUGGGACUUGCACAAAGCAAGAUGAAGCGUACCUGAUAAACAGUAGAAAAACGUUGAACACGAACACUUCAGGUGUUUUCAUCAUUAACCCAAAAUACGAAUGACCGGGUGGUCUACCGGAUGCCCACUUGAUUGCAUGCAUUUCUGAUAGGGAUUGAAAGUGAUAAUCAAUGACAUGACUAACUACUUUUAUUUUGUAGAUUGUAUGCCACUAAUUACACAAUUGAACUGAGGCAAAAUGGAGUGUCUUUGCAUUUUCCUCCAUUUAAAAUAUGCACACAAAACAAUGUUAAAAUUUCCCCAUGCUCUGUUAAGGAAAUAUAAGUCAAAUGCCCUACCUUAAUUUCUGUUAGGAAUUGAUUGGUAUUUUUUUAAACAAAAAACGCAGGGCCUUAAUUCCUGGUUUUGGAUUUCCUUUGUACAAACCUUUGAACUGCAGGUCUUACACAUUUAAAUACAUUUUCAAAGUUUAAAAUGUUAACAAAAUUAUUUGUUCCAAGUUUUCAUCAGUUGUAAAAGCAUUUCAAAACAAAUUAAAGAAAAUAAUACACUUUGAAUGAAGCUCCUUUCAUAUAACUUUAAUUACAUAUAAUUUGGAAGAAAUUGCCAUUCUGUUGUUAUCCCGUCUCUUCAAGACACCACAGUGUCCUCCAUUUUUUCAGACAGUUGCAAGAAAUGGUCUACAUCACAGGAACACAUCCUGCAGAGGCAGAAAGGGAAAUGAAAUGCAUGCCCGGAACAGAACAUGAAAUACAAAUCCACAAUUGUGACUACAGGUUGAGGCUACCUUGACUAGUAGUUUGCAUGAAAUGCAGAAAAAACAAGACCUCAGUCUUUACUAAUGCUCAAUCAAAUCAUUUGUUCGAUACAUGUUUUUAAACUUUCAAACCAGAAAAUUUUGAUUAGGCAUACUGCCCAUCACAAUACGUUUACAACAGACGCUUCAUUAGGAACACAUGCACAAGUUGUCACAGAUCUGUGGUUAAAAUAAACAUCUUACAAAGGA